Messenger RNA from Candidozyma duobushaemuli, 1092 nucleotides. It is a transcript of the gene CLG1, whose product is annotated as Clg1p. Gene Ontology annotation, cellular component: cyclin-dependent protein kinase holoenzyme complex; nucleus. The transcript has a single exon. Lineage: Eukaryota; Fungi; Ascomycota; Pichiomycetes; Serinales; Metschnikowiaceae. Bases 1 to 1092 code for a protein of 363 amino acids. The record is from RefSeq and is a predicted model, not a curated record. Gene Ontology annotation, molecular function: cyclin-dependent protein serine/threonine kinase regulator activity; protein kinase binding. Gene Ontology annotation, biological process: regulation of cyclin-dependent protein serine/threonine kinase activity.
AUGUACUCGUCGAAUAUCGGCACUCAAGGCCACAGAGCUUCGUCUCUGUACUCGGGCUACCAGUACUCCCAGUACAAGCCCGUCCCGGGCCCUUACCAGCACCAGGUGCCUUUCCAGCACCACCAGCCCCAAAUGUCUAUGGGCAUGGGCGGCUACUACUCGAACCCUAUGGUCCAGGGUCCUCCUCCUUACAUGCCUGUCCAGGCUCCUUUGGCUCCUUUGGCUGCUCCACCUUUAGCUCCCGUGGCUAACCCAGCCCCAGCUCCCGCCCCAGCUCCUGCUGCCGGUGGUAUCAACGCUGUUUUGGAGUACGAGCCCAACGACAUGGCAGCUUUCCUUUGCUGGUGUGCAUUUGGCAUGCUUAACCAAAAUAGGAACCCUACCAAGGACUUUGAGAAGAUGGCCGUUUCCAUUUUAUAUGCUACUCGCUUGCCUAAGUCCUCCAUCAUUAUCGCUUUGGAGUAUAUGAACCAGCGCUUCUCGUCGGCCCCACUUGGAUACUUGUCUGAGCACGAGAUCUUUGUCAAGUUGGUCGUCGCUUUGGUGUUGGCCAACAAGUUCAAUGAUGACAACACCUUCACUAACAGAUCAUGGUGUGGUGCUACUGGCCUUCAGAUCGAAGUCAUCAACGAGGAAGAGGCCACCUGGCUCCGUGAAGUCAAGUGGCAGUUGAACGUCGUCAAGUUUAGAGACAACAUCCGCACAUUGGAGGAGUGCUGGAGAACCUGGUUGGACAAGUACCUGCCCCAGGCUCAAGCCCAGUCUCAGGCCCAACAGCCUGCCUCUCCAAUGCUGUCGUCGGAGAAGGGUUUCUACAGCUCGUCGCCCGUUCCAUCCUCGCCAUUGUACCAGUCUUCGAUCUCGUCUGGCUACAAUGUGUCUCCUUCGGACAUGACACCACCAAAAUAUUCUCAAGACCCAUCUUGGUCUCAGAACUACAACUUCAGACCGCUGUACCCAACACAGCUGUCUAUUUGGGCCUACACGCCGACCCAGUACCAAUACGUUCCCCAGCAUGAUCCAGCAAUGUCUGGCGUUAACUACUUUGGUUACAACAAUCCUUACUACGCCUGCAACAUGGCGUCCUGUUAA